Molecule: messenger RNA, 652 nt
Organism: Colias croceus (clouded yellow)
Lineage: Eukaryota; Metazoa; Arthropoda; Insecta; Lepidoptera; Pieridae
Product: thioredoxin domain-containing protein 12-like
Exons: 3
Coding region: 99-572 (157 amino acids)
Cellular component (GO): endoplasmic reticulum
Source: RefSeq, a predicted model, not a curated record
CAAAACAAUCAAAAUGGCUAUCUGAAGAUGAUAAAAUAUUUAAAAUGUAAUAAUAAUUAGCACGACAGAACAUCUAGUCGUGCUUAAAUCGGCGAAAAAUGGCCACAGGUAACAUAGCAAGGGCGUUUAUUGCGUUUCUUUUCAACAGUGCAUCAUGUGCUUCCAUGAGCGGGAAAGAUCACGGUUUUGGUUCGAAUUUCGUUUGGGCGGGAUCCCUAACUUCUGGUUUACAAAUAGCAGCACAGCAUAAGAAACCCGUGAUGGUGAUAAUCCACAAGUCUUGGUGUACAGCAUGUAAAAAUUUAAAGCCGAAGUUCGCUAGCUCAGUUGAGAUCCAGGAUUUGAGCAAACACCUCGUGAUGGUGAAUUUGGUUGAUGAUGAAGAGCCUACCAGUAGUGCUUUUCAGCCGGAUGGAAAUUACAUACCCCGGAUACUCUUCAUGUCGCCAAAGGGCUCAGUGGACCGUGACAUAUACAAUGAGGAUGGGAGCAGCCAGCACAAAUACUUCUACAGCCGGCCGGAACAAAUAGCCAAGUCCAUGAGAAAGGUUAUCGACAAGUACAAAAAUUGAACAGAUUUAUAGUCGACAUGUAACCCGUUGGACAUUGUAAAUUGAUGAGUUUGAUCUUCAAUAAAUCAAUUUGUACAUUC